Messenger RNA from Impatiens glandulifera, 2430 nucleotides. RefSeq names its product PHD finger protein At1g33420. The record is from RefSeq and is a predicted model, not a curated record. NCBI's taxonomy places the organism in Eukaryota, Viridiplantae, Streptophyta, Magnoliopsida, Ericales, Balsaminaceae. The coding region runs from base 206 to 2296 and encodes 696 amino acids. The transcript has 5 exons.
CAUUCAGGAUCUGAACGGCCCUUUCUUCUCUCUCUAUCUCAUCCUUCUCUGUUUUUGUACAUACACUAACCAACCAACCUGUAUAAUCGUUCUUUCAUUAUUCCGAUCGAUCGUAGAUCUAACCGUAUCAGAUCUCGAAUAUAAACCCUACCUAGAUCUAUUUCAUCGUCUUCCUUGUCUAGAUCUGGCUAUAAGAACACCAAUCAUGGUCGUUAAUGGACGUUCAAUGAAGCGGAUGAAGAGGAGAGUCACCGCAGAUCUCAGUAACUUCCAUACUUUUCCUUCAACCGGUGACGCCUCUGUUGGACCGUUCAGAAAUAGCGUUAGGGCUUUCCUUUCCAGUCACGCAACCCUUCCUCCGCCGGCUUCCUUGUUUCCGGAUCUUCUCCCAUGGCAGAUCCUUCUUCGCGUCGGCGAUUUAUCGUCGGAAGGUGUUGAUUCGCCGCCGGCGAUUAUCUGUCUUGACGUUGUUGAGGAGGACGUUGCCGGAUCUGUAUCCGUCUAUUGCGAUCAGUGCCGAGUCGUCGGAUGGAGUGGAAACCCAGUUUGUGGGAAGCGUUACCAUUUCAUAAUCAAGGCGGAUGGUGGCUCUAUUGGUCGAUACCACAAGUCUUGCCCUGGCUGCGGAGAUAUCCUCCAUCUCUCAGAAUCUAGAUGCAAGUCAUGCAACUAUGUCAUGACCACAGAAGAUGUUGAAGACUGGAUUUAUCAGCAGUUAGAUGACACCACACAUCUCCUCCAUGGGGUGGUUCAUGCAAACGGAUAUGGCCAUCUUCUUAGAGUCAAUGGAAGAGAAGCUGGUUCAAGGGUUCUUUCCGGAACUCACAUCCUGGAUUUUUGGGACCGUCUAUGCAAAGUACUUUGCGUCAGAAAGGUUAGUGUGAUGGAUGUCUCAAAGAAAUAUGGAUUAGAGUACCGAUUACUCCAUGCAAUCAUGAAGGGUCAUCCGUGGUAUGGUGACUGGGGUUAUGAAUUUGGAUCUGGAAGUUUUGGGCUCACCUUAGACGCAUAUAAAAUUGCUGUUGAGACCCUUUCAGGACAACACCUUUCCAGCUUUUUCUCUCAUGCACGGAAGCCUCGCACCCGCCUGCAGGAUCUGAUAUCUUUUUAUCAAUCAUUGUCUGAGCGGGAGCUUGUAAAUGUCCGGGACCUAUUUGUUUUCUUGAUUGGUUUAAUCCGUCUGGCUCGCAAGAACCCUGCAAGGACUGAAGAUGGCUCAUACAAGAAGAUCAAGCUUAGUGGCUCGAGUAACCUAAUUACAUGGAGCAUCAAUGACAUCAAGCGGGUGGAAGAAGCUAUGUUCAAAGUACUGCGGGCUGUUUCUGGUUCCAAUUGGGUUUCUUAUCGCGCCCUUAGGGGAGCUGUUUGCAAAGUUGGUCCUCCAGAACUCCUAGAUUUUUGCCUUAAGGAUUUGAAAGGGAAGCAGACCCCUGAUGGAUUGGUUGUUCAUGCUCGUUGCAGUCAUGGAUCUGCUACUAUCGAGUUCAGACUUGAGCCUGGAUGCAGUCCUUCGAAAGAGGAAUUAAUGGAGCCAAGUUCAACCAUCAUCACAACAAACCAGCAUCCUUCCAUUGACCAUCUUUUACGUGACCUAAGAUACCUCUACGAAUCCAUUCUCCAUCCAUAUAGCAUGAUCUUUUACAGCGGGUCAUCUACAGAAGUUACCGCCAGUAAAGCAGCCGCCACAACAAUCCUGGACUGCAAGCAGUUUGUGAAAACAUACAAUCCAUACAUCAAGUUAAGAUUAGAGAACCCCUCUUCCAUAUUCUUAGAAUGCUCGGUGGAGCUUAUGGAACAGUUUGAAGAAGAAGAAAAAGUAAACAUUCCAACCGAAUUACUGGUCCUUCCAGCUAAUGCUACCGUCCUUGACCUCAAGGUUGAAGCGUCUAAAACAUUUCACGAAAUAUACUUGAUGUUCAGGAGAUUCCAUGCGGAAGAGGUGUUGGGUUUUGGGGAUGAUGUCACAGAAUCAACACAAAUAAAAGCUGUUUUGGGAUCUUGUUGUUCAAACGGUAAUGGUAUCGAGUCUGUUCGAGUUAGGGGAAAAUGUGUUGGUAAAAGUGGUGUGAAUGGAAUUAGGACGGAGAGGGGAGAAGAGAGGUGGACCGUUGAUUGCGGUUGUGGGGCGAAAGAUGACGACGGGGAGAGAAUGUUGGCUUGUGAUAAAUGUGGGGUGUGGCAGCAUACUAGGUGUGCCGGUAUCCCAGAUUUCGAGUCUGAACCGGUUAGUUUUGUCUGUUACAAGUGCCGGAAUGGCCGUCCAACUGAACUGACUAGGUUUAACGUUGUUAUGUAAAUGUUUUUGUUUUUAUUGUUUUUGGUUUUUCUAGAUGAAAAAAAGUAGUCUAGUGUACAUAUUUUUGUCUUUUAUUUUAACUGGGGCGGCAGCCAGCCCUUGAGCUUGGCUAGAGUCAACUUUCCUAUGAAGCA